Messenger RNA from Verruconis gallopava, 2010 nucleotides. RefSeq lists its product as uncharacterized. Gene Ontology annotation, cellular component: eukaryotic translation initiation factor 2B complex. The record is from RefSeq and is a predicted model, not a curated record. Bases 320 to 1774 code for a protein of 484 amino acids. Gene Ontology annotation, biological process: translational initiation. Lineage: Eukaryota; Fungi; Ascomycota; Dothideomycetes; Venturiales; Sympoventuriaceae. Gene Ontology annotation, molecular function: guanyl-nucleotide exchange factor activity; translation initiation factor activity. The transcript has 3 exons.
GAUCAUUUCGGACGCGCGCUGUUGGCUAGUAUCAUGUCAAGAAGCCUCAAGAACGAAAACAAAGCCCAAAUUUUUGAUCUCUUUUGAGCCUGUACAAUAUACUCUAGGCUCCUUUGAUUUCUGAUAAUUUUAUUGUCACAUCUCCGCACGUGCACCUACGUUGACUGGACUCAGCGAGCUGUCGAACUUUGGCAAUUAAAUUUCUUUUGCGUAUGCCUGUGUUCACUCCUCUCCGGUGAAAAACGAUAGUCUCUUCAACGCUACAAACCUCUUCCGGAUUCUCUCCCAAAGCCGAUGAUUUAUUCGAUUCGGAAAAGCCAUGCCCGCCGUAACCGUGACCAUAACGCCCGGCCUCCCCUCAUUCUUGAAAUCUCUUAAAGGCAGAGAUGUUGAGUCAUCCAUAGAGCAGCUCAUAUCCCUUCUCAAGAGACGACAAAUAUGCAACUCGAGAUCUUGCGCAAUUGCUACAGCCGAGCUCCUGCGAAGAGUGGUCGCCGACUAUCGAGGACGAGAUGCUGCGGGUUUGAUUGAGCGUAUACGAGCAGUGGGAAACAGGCUUGUAAACGCGCAGCCAAGAGAGAUGGUAGUCGGAAAUAUCAUCAGAAGAGUUUUGGGUUUAAUAAGAGAAAUAAUAGACCAGAAGGAAGGACAAGAUGACAUUGCGAGUGACGCAGACAGCCCAGAAAGGCAGGAAGCAUCCAAAAGGUCUAAGCUGCUACCGUCCAACAUGUCGACGCUUAGUCCUCUAAAACAUAGUGUCAUACAUCCUGUGGAGUCGACAGGGGACGAUGAAGGCACAGCGACACCAGCGUCAGAUGCAUCUUCUGCGCGAAGGCCCCCACUGCUGACCUCACAUACAUCGUUCGCACCUAGUGGUGCACCGACAGUGACCUCACUCUUCGGCUUGUUCUCUCAACCGGGUUCCUCGAUUGCUUCAACCCCCCCAAACUUUGCAAACUCACCCACUACAAGACCGAUCAUGUUUGCAGACAAGAUAUUCCGCUAUGACACCGCCAAUGGCUCACAAGAUCACAAUAUCAAGGCCGAUGUGAUAGAAGGCAUCCGGGAGAUUCUUGAUGAGCUCGAUAUUGUUGAUGAGCAAAUCUCGCAAUAUGCACUCGAGAACAUUCACUCUGAUGAGAUCAUUCUCACACACACUUCGAGUCUCACCAUUCAAAGGUUCCUGCUUACCGCGGCGAGGAAGCGAAAGUUCACUGUUAUUCAUGUCGAAAGCUAUCCGAAUGAUUCCCAAACAACUCACGACGUUAUCUUGCAUGGCUCUAAAAAGGACGUGGCUGCAGUUGACGAAUCUGAAGAAGAGGAUCGUUUCAAGCCGUUGACAGCGGCCGGUAUCAAAGUGAUCAUGAUUCCAGACUCUGCCGUAUUCGCAAUCAUGUCACGUGUUAAUAAAGUAAUCCUCGCCACGCAUAGCGUUCUCGCGAAUGGUGGCCUGGUAGCUGCAGCUGGUGCAAAGAUGAUUGCCCAGGUCGCGCAAGCACAUCAGACGCCGGUGGUUGUCUUGACUGGAAUUUACAAACUCAGCCCUAUUUAUCCAUUCGACGUCGACGAACUGAUUGAAUGGGGCGAUGCUGGGCAAGUGGCCAGUUACGAAAGUAAAGAGUUUGUGGAGAGCGUAGACGUGAUAAAUCCCGUUUUUGAUUACGUGCCACCAGAGCUCGUAGAUCUGUACAUCUCGAACUUGGGUAGCCACGCACCGUCAUACUUGUAUCACGUAGUAGCGGAGCAUUAUGAUUUUAGAGAUAUCAAUCUGUAAGGAAAAAGGCUGUGAAGGCAACAAAGAACGACUUAGAGUCACUUCAAGGCUAGAAGAAAACACGAUAACUGAGGAUAUCUACCAUGACCUGGACGUUUGGUGAACAGGCCUGGUAGUUAGGCUCCGGGUGACAUUUCGGAUCCGAGUCAUUCGCUGUUCGUAGAAAUUAGUCUCCAGGCCAGAGAAUCAAGAGCCUUAACUUAAUUUCAUCCAAGUCAUGUCUUUCUGCCCGAAAA